This is a messenger RNA of Paramecium tetraurelia, 1209 nucleotides long. RefSeq lists its product as uncharacterized. NCBI's taxonomy places the organism in Eukaryota, Ciliophora, Oligohymenophorea, Peniculida, Parameciidae. The record is from RefSeq and is a predicted model, not a curated record. The transcript has a single exon.
AUGAACAGCCAAUUUUAAUAAGGCCGAUCCUAAAGCAUCAAGUUCAUAUAAACUCAAACAGUAUAUGAGUAACCCUUCUUUACUCCUAAUAUUGAUAUUCUCUCCGUCUCUGAAAAUCUUUAUUUAGAAAAGAUUUCAAAAUAGGCAACAUCUCGAGACUAAUCUCCUCGAAAAUGGCAAGAAUCUCAUAAAAAACCAUUGGCAUAGUAACCCAAAUUUGUAACACCUUAAGAAGCUCCAAAAGAAGUAAAGAUUAUACAAGUUAAUAAUGACGAAAAAAAAAUCUAAACUAAAGAAGUAAUCUCAAAACCUACAACAGAACAUAAGUAACUUAUAGGAAGAGCUAAAGUCUUACUUUUAUAAUAAAGAACAUUAAAUAUGAAAAAAUACUUCAAAAUAGCUUCACUUGCCAUAAUUGCUGCUAUAAGGAUCAAGAAAUCUUUAAACUAUUCACUUUGGAAGAAGUAUUAGACCUAAUUGAAGAAUAUCACUUUUUUUCUCAAAUUAGAAUUAGUACAGACUGAAAGAAUUAAUGCUUGGUGCAAGGCAGUCUGUGCUAAAUCACUUACAUCAGUAAAUUAAUAACUGCACAAUUUUAUUGAGUAUCCGAAUGAUAAAGAAUAAGUGGAUCAGUCAAUGAUGAAAUCCAUAAACUCCUGCCAAUUCUUAUUAGAAAAUUUGGCUUAUUUCUCAUAACCGAAGUAUUUUUGUGAAGAGUUGAAAUACUACUUAUUAAGUUAAGUAUUUUUAGAUCACAAAGCUUACUUUUCAAAAUUUGUGUCAAAUAGAACAUUAUAUUUGCAUACCCGAAACAGGUAAAUUAAACAAGAGGAGUUGACUAUGAUCUUAGUUGAAUCUAUCUUGAUUGACUAAGUUUUAGUAAAUAUUUUCGACUCCAAUUAAAAGUGCGUAUUUUUACACAAAGUUUUAGCUAGUCUUCUCUAAUAUUUGUUUAUAAAAAAGUUUGAUAAACUCAAAUAAAAAAGAAAUAAUAUCUAAAAAUUAAGUGCUCAUUAAGUUAUAUCUACAGAAAACAGAUUGAAAUUGAAUUAAAUACCCAAUCCUGAAAAUAACGAUCUCCUUAUAAUAGGGUUGUAUAAAGAUGAGGACAUGCUUACUCUAUUAAACUAUAAGAAGACUGCAUAUAAAAAAAUAGAUUAGAACUUUGAGAGAUUUUGUUGUAAUCUAUACACAACUAUUUUGGCAUGA